GUGAGAGAGCAUCUGAAGCAACUAAAAAAACAGAGUUUGCGAGGAAGCUGAGGUUUUAUAAAAGACGAGACCACCUUUGGCUUCCUUCUUACGGGUUUAACUCGAAGCUAAGACGAACCCAAAUAUUAAUACUUGGCCUUCCUCUUCAAUUUGGAUUUUUAUAACCGACGAUUUUGGUUUGAGGCAUUACGAGCAAAAUCGAAAGAAGCAGAAGCAGCGAAACAGCCCUUCAGGUUUCCAAAUCUCCUCGACUGCUUUAUGUAUCUGUUUGAUUCGAAUUCGUUUCAUUAGACAAAGGAAGCGAAUUGCAAUUUACCCCACUCCGUGGUAAUAUGGGAGAUUCAACAUUUCUUGAUAGAACGCUUCUCCAGCUUCGCUCCACUUGCAAGUAUUACAGUGGUUACCCUAAGGAUCUCGGGCCAUCUCGAGUUCUCCAUUUUACAUCAGAAAGAGAGUUUGUCCAACUCCUUCACCAGGGCUAUCCCGUUGUUGUCGCAUUCACUAUAAGAAGUAACUACACACAACAUCUUGACCGGAUGCUUGAGGAGGCUGCUGCUGAGUUCUAUCCCAACAUAAAAUUUAUGCGGGUUGAGUGCCCCAAGUAUCCUGGAUUCUGUAUAACUCGUCAGAAAAGCGAAUAUCCUUUCAUUGAAAUAUUCCAUAGCCCACAACAAGCGGGUAGUGAAGGAAAGGUACAGGAUCCAAAUAUCACUCGGUAUUCAGUGAAAGUUGUACCUUACAAUUAUGAUAUGAGUCCUUAUGGAUUCAGAGAAUUUUUCAAGCGCCAGGGAGUUCGUACUUCGGAUCCCAAAUGAAGCAAAAGGCCGGUAUGAUUCGAAAGGAAUUUUUGAGUGUAUCAAUGGCUUCUAUGAGCUACCAAUGACUGUUUCUAGAACUAGUGUAUUACUAUAUUUCCCUUUUGCCUUAGAAAGAACGAAAUCAAAUAAACUCCUAUGAUGUCGGAGAAUGUUCCAAGUUCUUCAAUUUGCAUGAAUCAAUAAUCAGUUAAUCACUAA
Molecule: messenger RNA, 1016 nt
Organism: Camelina sativa (false flax)
Lineage: Eukaryota; Viridiplantae; Streptophyta; Magnoliopsida; Brassicales; Brassicaceae
Source: RefSeq, a predicted model, not a curated record